This is a messenger RNA of Trypanosoma rangeli, 819 nucleotides long. RefSeq lists its product as uncharacterized. The record is from RefSeq and is a predicted model, not a curated record. Gene Ontology annotation, cellular component: peroxisome; peroxisomal importomer complex; peroxisomal membrane. Gene Ontology annotation, biological process: protein import into peroxisome matrix, docking. The transcript has a single exon. Bases 1 to 819 code for a protein of 272 amino acids. NCBI's taxonomy places the organism in Eukaryota, Euglenozoa, Kinetoplastea, Trypanosomatida, Trypanosomatidae.
AUGACUGCACUGACUAGACCAUGGGAAAAUGCUGCCGAAUCUUUGCCCUCUUCCCCCGUAACCAACGGCACGACUGCGGUGGCGCAUCAAAGCCCCACCGUUGAAGUCAGCGCAACAUCACCUUCAAAUGCACUCACAACCCAAUCUGCAUCUGCCAAAGUUGCGCAAAGCUCAUUGAACAGUUCUAAGCAGGUGUUAUCGGGCAACAAUACGACAGCUUCAGCCAACCGUUAUGCAUCUGGUUAUAAUUCUGGAACUGGAUACAAUGGUCUCGGCAUGGGUGGCAUGUAUGGUGGUCUUGGUAUGGGUAGCAUGUAUGGUGGUCUUGGUAUGGGUGGCAUGUAUGGUGGCCUAGGAAUGGGUGGCAUGUAUGGUGGCCUAGGAAUGGGUGGUAUGUAUGGUGGCCUAGGAAUGGGAAUGGGCAUGUCUGAAGAUUUUCAACGCAGUCAGAUGACUUUCAUGCUUCUUGGGCGUCUGCUUGAAAUGUGCGGCAUGUUUGCAGGUGUUAUACAGAUGACUUUUGGGAGUGCUCUUCAGUUCAUGGGCAAUUAUAUCGGGAUGAGUCAGCAGUACAAUCAACUGAAAUCUGGCAUGUACAUGGAUGAAAGUGGAAAAUGGGUUCAGCUACCGAAGAGAAGUCUCACUGACAAGGACCGUUUGAAUACUUCCCACAAGCGAAGGUAUGCGAGUCGAAAGCGAAGAGAACGGCCAUGGGUUGCCACUUUGAGGCGAAUCAUAUUCUUCUUGUUAGCUGUUUUUAUUGCCAGAAGGCUAAUGGUUCGGGCAGCAGCAGGACCGUUAUCUCUACCUACGUCCUGA